AUGGAGCACAUUAUGAACCAGCAGACGGCAUUUAUCGAAUUGCCAUCAGCACCGAUACAGACAAUCUAUGAAACAAUUCAACAAGUUGUAAAAUCCAACAUACCGAUCCUCAUUACUGGCGAAACCGGCGUUGGUAAAGAAGGCAUCGCAAGAUACAUACAUGAAAGUAGCACACGGAAGAAUAAACCGUUUAUCGCCAUCAACUGUGGUCGAUUCUCCGCUGAACUCCUCCAGAGUGAACUCUUUGGACAUGAAGCGGGCGCGUUUACGAGUGCGAUACGUCAACGCCAAGGGGCGUUUGAAGUCGCAGACGGUGGGAUUCUCUUUUUAGAUGAAGUCCCCGAAAUGUCCUUGGACGCACAGAAAAUGCUUCUCCGCGUCUUGGACACUGCCACAUUCACACGGCUCGGUGGAAACGAGGCAUUGGCUAUUGAUAUUCACAUUAUCGCUGCAACAAACAGAGAUAUUGUGAAAACAGUCGCUGAAAAGGAGUUUCGGGAAGACCUCUACUACCGGCUUAAGGGUAUGAUGCUUCAUUUACCCCCACUUCGGGAACGUACAGAGGACAUUGCACCUUUAGUGGCAGCUUUUAUUAAUGAGUUCAGUGCUGUCUAUAGAAAAGGUGUUACAGGAAUUACCGCAGAGGCACUCAAGCGUCUCGAACAGGCAGCAUGGCCCGGCAAUAUCCGGCAGCUUCGGAGCACCAUCCAAACUGCUAUCGCGCUCGCAACAACAGAUAAACUUGAGCUCAAAGACUUCCCGGAUAUUUACCCGGAUUUCGUUCAGACACUUACCUCUAUCUGGCAGACACUCCCGCCAGAGACCCAGCACGCAAUUUGGGAAACACUUCAACCAGAAACACGGCAUGCAAUUGUGCAUGAACUUUCAACGCGGUCCCCAGGACAGUGGUGUAGUUCUCAGGUUUCCUAUAUGCCGAGAAUCGGUGGAAAAGCGGAGUCGCUCAAUAUAGGGGAUAUGAACCAAAAUCAAAUCCUACGGGCCGUUGCUCAAAAACGUAUUCAGCAAUGUACAUCGCUACGCGAGGCAGCCGAAUCGUUAAAUAUUGAUAUACGGACCCUUCAGAGAUAUGCACACUGGGAAGAACCAGAUAACUAA
Molecule: messenger RNA, 1116 nt
Organism: Geodia barretti
Lineage: Eukaryota; Metazoa; Porifera; Demospongiae; Tetractinellida; Geodiidae
Source: the annotation of a GenBank genome assembly